AUGUUGUUCAAAUCGCUACUUUCAACAACUUUACUAGCUGCCACUUCAUUAAUUGGUACUGCUGCUGCUGCUGAAGAAUUGCCCACAGUUGAAAUUGUUGGUAACAAGUUUUUUUACUCAAACAAUGGUUCUCAAUUUUUUAUGAGAGGUAUUGCCUACCAACAAAAUAACUUGAAUUCUUCGGAUUCAUUUAAGGAUCCAUUGGCUGACCCAGAAACUUGUAAAAGAGAUAUUCCUUAUUUAGCUGCUGUCAAUACCAAUGUUAUUAGAGUCUAUGCUUUAGAUAUUGAAGCUGAUCACACUGAAUGUAUGGAAGCUUUACAAGAAGCUGGUAUUUACAUUAUUGCUGAUUUAUCACAACCAGACGAAUCUAUCAAUAGAAAAGAUCCUCAAUGGACCUUGGACUUGUUUCAAAGAUAUACUGGUGUUGUUGAUGCUUUCCACAAUUAUACCAAUGUUUUGGGUUUCUUUGCUGGUAACGAAGUCACCAAUGAUGAUACAAACACUGAUGCUUCUGCUUUUGUUAAAGCUGCCAUUAGGGAUACAAAGGCUUAUAUGAAGGCUAAGGACUAUAGAACUAUCCCUGUUGGUUACUCAUCAAGCGAUCAUGCUGCUAUUAGAGUUGCUUUAGCUGAUUAUUUUGCUUGUGGUGAUGAAGAUGAAAGAGCCGAUUUCUUUGGUAUCAACAAUUAUGAAUGGUGUGGAAAAUCAAGUUUCGAAUCAUCCGGUUAUGCUACUGCUACUGAUGAUUACAAGGACUUGGGUAUCCCCAUCUUUUUCUCAGAAUAUGGUUGUAAUAAAGUUUCUCCGAGAUUGUUUACUGAAGUUGGAACCAUCUUUGGUGAUGAUAUGACUGAUGUUUGGUCUGGUGGUAUUGUUUACAUGUAUUUCGAAGAAGAAAACAACUUUGGUUUAGUUUCAAUUGAGGAUGGCAAAGUUUCCACUUUGGAAGAUUAUAACAAUUACAAAUCAGAAAUUUUGAAAAUCAGUCCAUCUUCUGCUCAAGCUUCAGCUGAAAGUGCCAGUGGAACUGGCGUUACUUCAUGCCCAACUUCCACUUCAGUUUGGGCUGCCGCUACUGACUUGCCACCAACCCCUGAUAAGGAAGUUUGUGACUGUAUGGCCAACUCAUUAAAAUGUGUCGUUUCUGACAAAGUUGACAGUGACGACUAUGCUGACAUGUACAGUUAUGUUUGUGCCAAGAUUGAUUGUGGUGGUAUUAGUUCCAACGGUACCACUGGUAAAUAUGGUGCUUAUUCGCCAUGUUCGGCCAAGGACAAGUUGUCAUUUGUUUUGAAUCUCUAUUAUGAAGAUCAAAACGAAAAUGAAUCUGCUUGUAGCUUUGAUGGAUCUGGUUCAUUGAAAAAGAGUGCCACUACUGCUUCUUCAUGUUCUGCUUAUUUGAAAUCGGCUGGUUCUUCUGGUUUGGGAACUGUGGAAGGAUCAGUUAGAACUGAUACUUCACAAGAAUCCGAUACUAAUGGUGGCGGUAAACAAAACUCAGGAUCGGGAUCAUCUUCAGGAUCUGGUUCUGGCUCUGGUUCUUCAUCAUCUAGUGACUCUUCAUCUAGCGGAUCAUCCACUAGUUCAGGAAAAUCAAACGAUGGUGUUGCUGGUGGUUUGAUUGGUGUUUCUGCCUUGACCAAAUUGAGUGCUGUUGUUAUCUCAAUGGUUCUUGGAUUCAGUUUUAUUUUGAUUUAA
Molecule: messenger RNA, 1701 nt
Organism: Lodderomyces parapsilosis
Lineage: Eukaryota; Fungi; Ascomycota; Pichiomycetes; Serinales; Debaryomycetaceae
Gene: PHR2
Product: 1,3-beta-glucanosyltransferase
Exons: 1
Coding region: 1-1701 (566 amino acids)
Biological process (GO): fungal-type cell wall (1->3)-beta-D-glucan biosynthetic process
Cellular component (GO): fungal-type cell wall; cytoplasm
Molecular function (GO): 1,3-beta-glucanosyltransferase activity
Source: RefSeq, a predicted model, not a curated record